CCACAAGAAUCGGAUAAGCUUUUUGCGGGGAAUUUGCCCGAGAAAAUUGUUGAAGAAUUUCUAUCAUCAACUGAAUUUUUUCCUUAAGUCAGUGUUCCUGAUAGCAAAAAAACCGCAGCUUCAUUUCUGAGGUAUUCAAAUUUAGUCUUAUACGAGGUUUAUUAGAUUCAAAUUUAGUCUUGUAUUUUUCAUUUACUAGGUUUUGACAUUUAGGCUAAAUUUCUGCUUUUGUAGGGUGUGGUUAGUUGGGGGAUUUUGUUAAAUUUUUUGGGAUUUUCUAUAAUUUUUCUUUGAGCUUUCGAAUUAAUUAUUGGGUAUUUUACAGAAAUUUGAUCACAUCCAGUGGGUUUUUGUGUUUUGAAGGGUUGCAUUUUUCAUCUAGAUAGAUAGGUAAUUUUAUGGCAUUUGAAUGCCAGCAGACUGUACCGCGCAUAGAAGAAGUUGACAAUCCUCAAGUCAUAUUGAUUAACAAUAUAAAAAAAUUUACUUUUGAGUCUGAAAAUCCAAAAUCAAUAUCGAAAUUAAAUGCCAAAACAGCCCUUUCUGUCAAUGAAAGUUUACUCAAUAAUAGUUGGCCCAUCACUGACCUUCCCCCGGCAUUGAUAUCUGAAAUCCUCAACUGCCUUGAUCCAAAAGAGCUGGGCAUUCUGUCCUGUGUCAACACUUAUUUUUAUAGGCUUGCGUCGGAGCACCAUGUGUGGAAAGAGUUUUACUGUGAGAGGUGGGGCCAUCCAAUAACACCAGACAACUUUGGGCCAGGGAAUUCGGACGAGAAGUCAUGGAAGGAGCUGUUUGUGGAGAGGGAGUUCCAUAGCAAGACUUUUAUGGGACGUUUCAGUAUUGAUACUCUAUAUGGCCAUACUGAAGCAAUUAGGGCAGUUUUUGUGUUGGCUUCUAAGAAGAUUGUUUUUACUUCGGGUUAUGAUCAGAUUGUGAGAAUGUGGGACAUGGAGGAAGGGUUGUCAAUCGCAUCAUCCAGGCCUCUUGGGUGUACUAUUCGUUCAUUGGCGGCCGAUACAAGGCUUUUGGUUGCUGGGGGUACAGAUGGAUUCAUACAUGGUUGGAAGGCAGAGGAUGGGAAUGCUCACUUAUUUGACCUCUGUGUACCUCAAAAUCAGAAUAUGGAAUUUCGAGUUUGGGAACAUGACGGUCCCAUAACUUGUCUUGCGUUGGAUUUUGGUAAGAUUUAUAGUGGUUCUUGGGACAUGACUAUAUGUAUUUGGGAUCGUUCUACUUUGAAAUGUUUGAAGGUGUUGGUGCACAAUGAUUGGGUUUGGAGCCUUGUACCUAAUGAUACUCUACUAAUGAGCACAGCAGGUUCUGAUGUACACCUCUGGGACAUCACUAGUGGAACUACUCUUGCCGUUAUUAAUAGAGCACAUGUUGGCAACACAUAUUCUCUUACGUGCAGUCACACUGGGAAGCUCCUGUUUACCGGAGGAGAAGACGGUUCUAUACACAUGUUUGGGAUCGCAAGAAAUGCUAAGUGUAAUGUGCGAAAGAUCGCAACAUGGAUUCCUCACACAGGUUCUGUUUAUUCACUUGCUUUUGAAUUCCCUUGGCUGGUUUCAGCUUCCAGUGAUGGUAAAAUCUCACUUAUUGAUGUGAGAAAAUUGUUGAAAAAGACAAGCAGGCACUCUCCAAUUCAAAAUUCUUUUGAGGGCGAUCACAUGGACCAAAAACAUGUAGAACCUCCUCAGAGAAUGCUCCAUGGGUUUGGCCGCAAUUUGUUCUCAGUUUGCAUUGGUUGUGAUCGUAUUGUUUGCGGAGGUGAAGAGGGUAUUGUCAGAAUCUGGAACUUCUCCCAAGCUCUGGAGAUCGAGCAGAGAGUCCGCACUUUAAGAGGCAUACGGCUAGAAAACAGGAUGAGGAGGCGUAAGAUCCAAAUAAGUAGUAAAGGUAGCCAGAGUGAGCAAUGUUUAGUUGCUGCAAGGAACAACCAAACCAAUGGCGAUAGGAAUGGGUGGCAUUAUAAGCACAAGCUAAGAAAAUGAAUUUGUCAUAUGCCGUACCAUUUUACAGCCAAAAUGGAACAAUUCAUGACCUUCUAACUGGAGUGAACUUUGGGGCAGCACAUGCUACCAUCCUAUACGUGGGGAGUCGAGGUUACCAGUCUCUAAACCAGCAAUUACGCCAAACUUUUGAGACUAUUCAACUAUUACAGCUUUGGCUCGG
Olea europaea var. sylvestris is the source of this 2175-nucleotide messenger RNA. Its product is annotated as F-box/WD-40 repeat-containing protein At5g21040-like. Gene Ontology annotation, molecular function: protein binding; hydrolase activity, acting on ester bonds. NCBI's taxonomy places the organism in Eukaryota, Viridiplantae, Streptophyta, Magnoliopsida, Lamiales, Oleaceae. The transcript is spliced from 2 exons. Gene Ontology annotation, cellular component: preribosome, large subunit precursor. The record is from RefSeq and is a predicted model, not a curated record. Bases 399 to 1994 code for a protein of 531 amino acids.